CUUCCGGGUCCCAGGCGGAGGGCACCGCUGGAGCCGCGGGCGGCGCGACGUCCCCAGGACCAUGGGAGACCACCUUGAUCUUCUCUUAGCAGUGGUGCUCAUGGCCAGGCCUGUGUGUGGGGUCUCUCCCUGCUCCUGUGAUGGUCGGAUGGCUGUGUAUCUUUCCUGCAACCUCACCCAGGUCCCCCCGGUCCUCAACACCACCGAGAGGCUCCUGCUAAGCUUCAACUAUAUCAGGACAGUCACUGCCUCGUCAUUCCCCUUCCUGGAGCAGCUGCAGCUGUUAGAACUGGGGACCCAGUAUAACCCCCUUUCUGUUGGCAAAGAGGCCUUCAGAAACCUGCCCAAUCUCAGGAUCCUGGACCUGGGCGGAAGUAAGAUCAACUUCUUGCAUCCAGAUGCUUUCCAGGGGCUGUCCCAUCUGUUCGAACUGAGACUGUUUUCCUGUGGUCUCUCUGAUGUUGUGCUGAAAGAUGGUUAUUUCAGAAAUUUAAAGUCUUUAACUCGCUUGGACUUAUCCAUAAAUCAGAUUGAAAGCCUUUACUUUCAUCCUUCAUUUCAGGAAUUGAAUUCCUUAAAGUCCAUAGAUUUUUCCCUCAACCAAAUACACACUCUAUGUGAUAGUGAACUCAAGCCCCUCCACGGGAAAACACUCUCCUUCAAACUUGCAGCUAAUGGACUGUACCGCACCGUUGCAGUGGACUGGGGGAAAUGCACCAACCCAUUUAGAGACAUGGUGCUGGAGACCCUGGAUGUUUCAGAGAAUGGCUGGACAGUGGACACUACAGGAAACUUCAGCAAAGCCAUCAGUGGAAGCCAUAUUUUCUCUUUGAUUCUUUCCUACCACAUCAUGGGUUCUGGGUUUGGCUUCAACAACAUCAAAGAUCCUGACCGGAACACAUUUGCAGGCCUGGCCAGAAGCUCGGUGACACGGCUGGAUCUUUCACAUGGGUUUAUCUUCUCCCUGAACUCCCGACUCUUUGAGACACUCAAGGACUUGAAGCUUCUGAACCUUGCCCACAACAAGAUAAACAAGAUUGCAGAUGAAGCAUUUUACGGACUUGAUAACCUCCAACUUCUCAAUAUGUCCUAUAACCUUCUGGGAGAACUUUAUAAUUCAGAUUUCUAUGGACUAACUAAUGUAGCUUAUGUUGAUCUGCAAAAGAAUCACAUUGGAAUAAUUCAAGACCAAACAUUCAUACUCCUGAAAAAAUUAAAUACCUUGGAUCUCCGAGACAAUGCUCUUAAAACCCUUUCUCUUGUUCCAAGAAUAUCUACUAUUUUCUUGGGUGGAAAUAAGCUGACGACUUUGCCAAGGACCAGCCUUACAGCUAACUUCAUCCAGUUAUCAGAGAACAGGCUAGAAAAUAUGGAUGAACUCUACUUUCUUCUUCAGAUACCUCACCUCCAGAUUCUCGUCUUAAAUCAAAAUCGCUUAUCUUUUUGUACGCAAAGUCCUACCCCUUCAAAGAAUCUCAGCUUAGAACAACUUUUCCUUGGAGAAAAUAUGUUGCAACUUGCCUGGGAAGCUGGGCUUUGUUGGGAUGUUUUUAAAGGUCUUUUCCAUCUUCAAAUUCUAUAUUUGAAUAAUAACUACCUUAAUUUCCUUCCACCAGGAGUGUUCAGUGAUUUGACUGCAGUAAGGGCACUCAGCCUCGGCUCCAACAGGCUGACAGUUCUUUAUUCUGACCAUCUGCCUGCUAAUUUAGAAAUCUUAGAUGUAUCCAGAAACCAACUCCUCGUUCCCAAUCCUGAUUUAUUUGUGUCGCUUAGUGCCUUGGACAUAACUCGUAACAAGUUUAUUUGCCAGUGUGAACUUAGCCCUUUUAUCAAGUGGCUUAAUCAAACCAAUGUCACUAUAUUUGGGUCUCCUGAGGACAUAUCCUGCACAUACCCUGCCUCGCUCUCUGGGGUCUCCCUCCGCUCUAUUUCCACAGAAGGUUGUGAUGAAGAGAAAGUCUUAAAGUCCCUACAAUUUUCCCUUUUCAUCUUCUUCACUGUCACUUUGACUCUCUUCCUCAUGGCUGUCCUCAUAGUCACAAAGUUCCGGGGCUUUUGUUUCAUCUGUUACAAGACAGCCCGGAGGCUGGUGUUGAAGGACCGUCUGCAGGAGGCACGACCUGGUCGGUACAAAUACGACGCCUAUUUGUGCUUCAGCAGCAAAGACUUCGAAUGGGUGCAGAAUGCUUUGCUCAGACACCUGGACGCUCAGUAUAGUGACCAAAAUAGAUUUAACCUCUGCUUUGAAGAAAGAGACUUUGUCCCGGGAGAAAACCACAUCGCCAACAUCCAGGAUGCCGUCUGGAGCAGCAGGAAGGUUGUCUGUCUUGUGAGCAGACACUUCCUUAGAGAUGGCUGGUGCCUCGAAGCCUUCAGCUACGCCCAGGGCAGGUGCGUGUGCCACCUCAACAGUGCCCUCAUCAUGGUGGUGGUCGGGUCCCUGUCUCAGUACCAGUUGAUGAGACAUCAAUCCAUCAGAGGAUUUGUACAGAAACAGCAGUAUUUGAGGUGGCCUGAGGAUCUCCAGGAUGUUGGCUGGUUUCUUAAUAAACUCUCUCGACAGAUACUAAAGAAAGAAAGAGAAAAGAAGAAAGACAAUAGCAUUCAACUGCAAACAGUAGCAACCAUCUCCUGAUAAAAAGAGCAGUUUCCAACUUCUCUCAAGCUACAAAUAACUCUUCACUUUGUAUGUCCACCAAGUUACCAUUUUGGGGUCCUUUUGGAGGUUCUUUUGCUUCUAUGAAAACAACAUAAAUCUCUUGAUUUUCAUAUCAA
Microcebus murinus (gray mouse lemur) is the source of this 2775-nucleotide messenger RNA. The record is from RefSeq and is a predicted model, not a curated record. NCBI's taxonomy places the organism in Eukaryota, Metazoa, Chordata, Mammalia, Primates, Cheirogaleidae.